CACAAGGUUUCAUUAACCGCGGUUGAAUUGCAAGCCGUCGAAUCACUGUCUGUAGGCAGUUUUAAGUGGAUGUUGGAUUUGUCGUAAAGGUCUCAAAAGUUAAUAUAGGCUGUUUAGCUACCUGUGCUUACGACUUAGGGUUGGUUUUUUCAUUUGAUGGUGCGAAUAACAUCUUUGAGACUUCUUCAUGUCCAGUCGCUUCUUUGCACGUUUUGUAUUUCAUCCUUUAUUUUCGGAUUGUUCGUCCCUUUGGAGGCUUUUCACUUUCCACUUAGUGACGGAUGAGAUUUGUGUCUUCAUUUUUACAAUCCUUGCCAUUUUUAUCUAUACAAAGCUUGUAUUUCAUGUAUGGAGCAAAAUUGAAAUACUAUUCUACUAUUGGCUUGUGAAUACAAGCGCCGGAAUGUUUGCGGUUUUCCCAGCGAUUUUUCUUGAUAACAAAUCAUUCAAACGGAUCAAUGGGAAUUCUGCAUUUUUGUCUUCUGUACUCGUAGUUCUAAACCAAUUAAGUACAGAUCAAUCACUUGUAAAUAUCAGGGGUUUCGAAUUUAAAUUUCAGUAUGGUCUUCCGGCUAUGUCGAUCACAUUUUUGUGUUUGUUGGUAGUAGGGUUUAUCAGGCUCUCUUCUGUUAUCCUGUUUUGUUAUGGAAUUCUGUGUAGUUGGUGCUACCUUCGCUUUCUACAACGUCAUCCUCAAGGAAGGAGAGGUGAUUAUCGUCCAUCAUUCGCAUUCGCCAGGUUUGCAUAAAUUUUCAUUCUAUAUUAUUUGCAAUAUUUUUAAUUGGUUGUCCUGUGAAAUUAGUAUAUCACUACACCCGCAUAUAUUCCUGCCGGGUUUGUGCAUCCAUCAUUAUACGGCUUGCCGAACUUGUUAGUGUUAAUCUUUCCAUGUAUGUGUAGGUUGGAACUUUCUUUUCAUCUGCCGAGUCUGACAUUCAGAAUGAUUUGUCAUUUUCUAAUUUAAUAUGUUUACCUGACCCAUAAUUGGUUUACACUUGUCCCCAUAGUCUUAUUUAGGCGAUAUCUUCUAUUUUAAUCAUUUAGUAUUCGAACACAUUUCAGAAGUCCUCAUCACAAGGUACGCAUCAUUAUUUUUAUUCAUAUUCAUAUUCUGGUACUUAAGGACACUCAAAUGAAAUACACCACACAAAUGAUAUUGUAAAGAAGUAAAUGAAGGUAGGGUAGUACAAUCAGUAAAUAAGUAAACAAUAAUAGUAUCCACUCAGCCGUAAAAAUCAUUUAGGAUCCAGCCAAAAAUAGUUGCAGUCCAUAAUGGUGAUAUCACUAAUAAAAAAAAACAACUAAUAAUAACAACAACUAAUAAAAAAAACAAAGCAUAUUUAAUAACGUCUCAAUUUAUCAAGCUUUUUUAAUACUUUUUCCCGAACCAAUAAGCAAAAUAGUUUCAAUUCCUUCCAACGUUUUCUAUCAACUUCUACUUCGAACCAAAUUUUGUCCUGGACUAAAAAGAGAAAGUGAAGUUAUUAUAGAACCUUCACCGACCUUCGGGUCACAUGGAAUGAUAUCUUCUGAUCCAGAACGGCAUCGGCUACUGUAUUAAUAACACCGAUGUUUUUAUCUACUGACGAUUCUAGUUCAUUUCUAUGAAGUGUUUAUGUGACAAUGCACAUUAUGUUUCUCACAUUGACUUAUGUGUAAACAGCGAAGAAUAAUAAACUUUUUAACACUGGAACUAGUUUGCUUUCCUUGGAGUUGCGUAGUCUAAUCUGGAUGGUUUUAUCUCAGAUUUUUUUAUUGUUUAUCCACGCCAGCUUUUCAGACAAAAAGUGUCUAUUCAAACUACUAACUCUAAAAACUCAUGUAUGUCUAUGUUCUAGGACCUGACGUAGAGUGAAUAUCUGGUCUAUACAACCACGUCCAGAUCGAAAACCAGCCUGGUUUUCUCUAGUCUGCUCUUCACGAGCUUUGGUUAGGCGUCUAAUUAUUAUUGAAGCUAAUAUUUUAGACACUAUAUUAGUCAAACUCAUCACUCUGUGAUUGUCACAGGAGGACUUUUGUCCUUUCUUAUAGACUGGCACAAUCAGUUAUUGGGAACAGUCAGAUAGAAUUACGUUUAGUUCCCAGAUUCUACCUAAGACCUCAAUCAGUCUCGCUGCGAAUACUGGGCCGCCAUCCUUAAAAAUCUCGGGGGUAAACCUGUCAGGGCCUGCU
Molecule: messenger RNA, 2172 nt
Organism: Schistosoma rodhaini
Lineage: Eukaryota; Metazoa; Platyhelminthes; Trematoda; Strigeidida; Schistosomatidae
Source: the annotation of a GenBank genome assembly